CCAGAGAGGACUGAGUCAGAUGAGGAUUCUGAGCACUCAGCCCUUGCUCAGUCCAGGGACCCAGAGAGAAUAUCUGAACUCUUCUGAAUUUUAAAAAGCUCGUUCAUUUCUGCUCCUUAACCCCAAAGUUCCUGUGGCUAGAAAUAUUUUGACCAAAGACCCCCCACCCCCACCCACCCCUCACUGGAGGAAGCAAAGAUGAAGGUUUCUGGAGCCGGUUUAACCCAUUAACACACUCAGCCAUUUGCCCAACCUGUAGAGGGGAAGGGAGGUUGGCUGGUGAAGGGAAACUUCUGCUCACUGUGCAGAGAAGGUGCAGCUCAGAUGAGCCAAGAAUUUGGGAAUAUUUACAGCUGUGCCUCUUCCUGAUUUUCUUCCUGGAGGAACUGGAGGAUGGGGAAUUCCUGAGGAUAGGCCUGAGGGGCCUGGCUCCCUGGGAACAUGGUGGGAUUACCAGGGGCUAACUCAUGUAGUUUGCUCACCCAGAGCCAAACCAUUUGCCCUCUAGUCAAUUCCAACUAGCCUUUCCCUGGAAAGGACCUUUAGGCUGCGGGACUAAGCCACUAGACCAAGAAGAGAAACUGAGGCUUGAGGGUACCACGAGAUCCAAAGGAGCCCGCAAAGGGUGCUCUAGCCCCGCCUAUGGUUCUUGCGAAGGCACCCGCAGGGUGCUAAUCCCCAGCAUGGACCACUACAGAGAAGGGAUUGGCUGAAGAGUUUGGAGAGGGGGCGUUGCCACCUCCUCGCCCAAGAGUUAAAUAGAGGUUCGGGGAAGCAGGCAAGAUGCUCCGGAGAAACGCCCUCUUUCGCGGGCUUCCUGAACCAGCCAUGACCCAGACCCUUAAGCUUACUUACAGGGUGUGCCAUCGCGUCCGCUGGGCUCCCGAGCUGGGCGCCUCACUGGGCUCCAGAGGCGUCUGCUCAGCGCCCCGGAGCUUGGGGGAUAUCCCAGGCCCGUCCACGCCCGGCUUUCUAGCCGAACUCUUCUGCAAGGGGGGACUGUCUCGGCUACACGAGCUGCAGCUGCAGGGCGCCGCGCGCUUCGGUCCGGUGUGGUUGGCCAGUUUCGGGACCGUACGCACAGUGUACCUGGCGGCUCCUGCGCUCAUUGAGCAGCUGCUGCGACAGGAGGGGCCCCUGCCAGAGCGCUGCAGCUUCUCGCCCUGGACCGAGCACCGGCGCCAGCGGCAGCGGGCUUGUGGACUGCUCACCGCGGAAGGUGAGGAGUGGCAGAGGCUCCGCAGCCUCCUGGCCCCGCUCCUCCUUCGGCCUCAAGCAGCCGCGGGAUACGCCGGAACCCUGGACAGCGUGGUCCGUGACCUUGUGCGGCGAUUGCGGCGCCAGCGGGAACAGGCCGCUGGGCCGCCCGCCCUGGUUCGGGACGUGGCGGGAGAGUUUUACAAGUUCGGGUUAGAAAGCAUCGCCGCGGUACUGCUGGGUUCGAGGCUGGGCUGUCUGGAGGCCGAAGUGCCGCCGGACACAGAGACAUUCAUCCGCGCAGUGGGCUCUGUGUUUGUGUCCACGCUGCUAACCAUGGCGAUGCCGAACUGGCUGCACCGUCUAGUGCCUGGACCUUGGGGCCGCCUCUGCCGUGACUGGGACCAGAUGUUUGCAUUUGCCCAGCAGCACGUGGAGCGACGAGAGGCUGAAGUGGCCAUGAGGACCCAUGGAAAGCCUGAGGGGGAUGUGGCACCUGGGGUGCAUCUGACCUACUUCCUGUUCCGAGAAAAACUGUCUGCCCCGUCCAUCCUGGGGAAUGUGACAGAACUGCUGCUGGCCGGAGUGGACACGGUGUCCAACACUCUCUCCUGGGCUCUGUAUGAGCUCUCUCGGCACCCCGACAUCCAGAUGGCACUCCACUCGGAGAUCACAGCUGCCCUGGGCCCCAGCUCCUGUGCCCACCUUCCAGCCACUGCUCUGUCCCAGCUGCCCCUACUAAAGGCUGUGGUCAAGGAGGUGCUGAGACUAUACCCUGUGGUACCUGGAAAUUCCCGUGUCCCAGACAAAGACAUUCAUGUGGGUGACUACAUCAUCCCCAAAAGUACACUGGUCACUCUGUGUCACUAUGCCACUUCUCGUGAUCCUGCCCAGUUCCCAGAGCCAAAUUCUUUUCGUCCAGCUCGCUGGCUGGGGGAGGGUCCAGCCCCCCACCCAUUUGCAUCUCUCCCCUUUGGCUUUGGCAAGCGCAGCUGCAUGGGGAAACGCCUGGCAGAGCUCCAGCUACAAAUGGCUUUAGCCCAGAUCUUGACCCACUUUGAGGUGCGGCCUGAGCCAGGUGCUGCCCCAAUCAGACCCAUGACCCGGACCGUCCUGGUACCCGAGCGGAGCAUCAACCUACAGUUUGUGGACAGAUAGCCCUCUGGAAGCAGGCUGUCAUCAUCACGCCUGAUCACAGGGACUUAUUAGGCACAAGAUCAAGAGAUGUGUCUUCCUCCUGAGGCUGUCCAUCUGACCAAACUGGGUAGAGUGACCAUAGCAAAGUACUUGAGGCUGCCCUGAUCCAGGUGGGAAGUAUGCACUUGGCCUGACCCAGCAGGCCCUGAGAAAACCGUGUUGCUUCUGCCUACUCAGCCCUGCUCCUGGUCAUAUCAUAUGCAUCCUUCAAGGGCCAACUCAGAUCUUAACUCGUAAUGCUGGUGGCCUGAGGAGGAAUUUAAUCACUGCCCUUUUGGGGCUUCCACAGUGUUAAUGGAUGCUGUCGGCUAAGCAUUUAUCACAGUACGAGCUAAGUUAAUUGUGCAUCUGGUCUGCACCUGGUUGGUCUUCCUACUUUGCUUGUGACCUCAUUCAUGGGAAGGAUAAGGCCUUAUUCAGUCUUUAUAUUCUCUGUUAUGGCCUAUCUCUAACUAGGUGACACCAUACAUGUUGUCAGAUUGACUCUGAACCAUGCAGCAGGAGGGAUAAGCAGCUUACCAGGCUCCAUCUACCACCCUCCUUCCUCAUCUUGCCCCUAGGAGGGUGGAUCUGCCUGGUUUGUGAUUUUUAAAACUUUCUUUGGCUCUCUGAUCACUCUUAGGCAGGUUUGCCCAGAUACUUAGUUCCCAGGCAGAGACAUUAGUGGGCCUGUUCCUGCCGGAGCCUCUACCUUCCUUUAUAUAUUGAAAUUGGAAAAUAUUCAUAGUUUUUAAAUUAAAAAAUCAGAUGUUCCAUCCUUCACUUUUGACUUAUAACUCUCCCACUCUCACUUCCUAGAGGACUUGGAGGCAAGACUCUGACCCCCAUCCCCCUCCUUGAUUUAUCAGGUCCUAGAAGUGACCCCUAUAACAGUGGGAGAUCAGGAUGCCUGACAGAGUGCCUUGCAUCACAAACCUGACAUACUUCUGUCUGUAGAGAGGACAGCCAAAUAAGAGAUUCAGGGGGUGGUGGUGAAAAGUAACUGCAGGGGCUGGGUUGUGGAAAUGGGUCAGGGAGCUGGGAAUUUGCCGAGAUGGGCAGAGGUGGCUGGUUCUUUGGUAAGGGGAGUAGCUUUGGAACCUGGACUACCAGGACUGAAGGAUGUCCUAGAAUGGUCACUCUGCCCUCCCAAGAGAAUUUACUUCAGAGAAAGACAGAGAUACAAGCAGAAAAGUGGAGUCAAACAGACAGGAUGAAAGCCGAGUGUGGGGGUGGCAGAAGCCCCGGGGACACUGAGGCAGGAGGAGGGGUAUGGGUAGAGGGAGCCUCUGUUUCCCUGAGUCAGCAUUCUCUGGCCCCCCAGGGGCUGGGCAUAGUUAUUCCGUUGUGAUAUAUACACAUUAACUCAUCUUCCACCCAAAUAAAUCUCUCAGCACUCUCCUUGAAACUCCCUCUGUAUCCCAGAUUAUCUUCCCCUUGUCAGGACUUGCCCCUUUCUCCUCCUGCUCCCCCAAUUCCAAUUAGCUGGGUGUAGAUGGAGACUUCAUUUCACACUUCCUCCACCUCCCCACCACCUCGGCCCCCUGCCAUAGCCAUGAUUUCAUGAUCGUAGAAAGUCCAUUAGCCACCCAGGCUUUCUGGGGAUAUCUAUGUAAGAUCUACAGAGA
Messenger RNA from Loxodonta africana (African savanna elephant), 4001 nucleotides. Its product is annotated as 25-hydroxyvitamin D-1 alpha hydroxylase, mitochondrial. Gene Ontology annotation, biological process: glucocorticoid biosynthetic process; cortisol metabolic process; cellular response to peptide hormone stimulus. The transcript has 9 exons. Lineage: Eukaryota; Metazoa; Chordata; Mammalia; Proboscidea; Elephantidae. Bases 784 to 2355 code for a protein of 523 amino acids. Gene Ontology annotation, cellular component: mitochondrial inner membrane. Gene Ontology annotation, molecular function: heme binding; oxidoreductase activity, acting on paired donors, with incorporation or reduction of molecular oxygen; iron ion binding. The record is from RefSeq and is a predicted model, not a curated record.